UUUAGACAGGAGGAAAUCACAUCAUUGGUUCUCAGGAUAGAGCUACUUUACCAUCAAGAUGACUUCGACCCACGGAUUUGGAUAAUGGCUCCCGGUUACAGUGUCACUAUUUUGAUGAUAAUGAUUUCAGGUGGAAAACAGGUGGAUGAGAGACAAGUGUCAAUCAAACAGAAAUCACUUGCAACUGUAACCAUUCAACACCCUUUGCCGUCCUAUUGCUGCUGGAUUUUGAACCUGGUGUAUUUCAUAUUCAUCUUCAACACUGGCAUACUGAUAGCGGUGGCCUCGGACAUCUGCAAGAUGAAGCAGGUUUUCAGGAGCAGCUCGAGGCCCGGCGCAGGGGCCGAGGGAGCGACCCGGGGGGACCCCAUGAGGUUUGGCGAGACCUGCAGGAGCAGCCUCACCGUGAUGGCUCUCACCUGCCUGAUGGGGAUCACCUGGGACCUGGCAUUCCUGGGCUCAGGAUACGUCAACAACACCAUCCUCUAUCUCUUCUGCUCCUCUCUGUUCAAAGGUUUCUUAUUGGUCUGGGGAAUCAGUCAGCCAAGAAGCAGAGGACAGAGACAUGGAGGAGAGACUGACUUCCACUGCUGUGAAGACUUCAGGAGUCAAAUAUGAUUAACUGCUGUCGAUCCAAGGCCUGGUCCCAAUCUUCUCACUCACGGACUCUCGGACUUUGUCCGUGAGGGUUUAAUUCUGUCCCGUGGUCAAAUCAUGGUUGAGGGCAGAUAUUUUGAGCCCUUUGUAGACUUUUGCCUGAGGGAUUGCCCCAAUUCAUGAAAUAAAUACCCAUAAUUGUACAUAA
Molecule: messenger RNA, 805 nt
Organism: Cyclopterus lumpus (lumpfish)
Lineage: Eukaryota; Metazoa; Chordata; Actinopteri; Perciformes; Cyclopteridae
Product: adhesion G-protein coupled receptor G2-like
Exons: 5
Coding region: 85-618 (177 amino acids)
Source: RefSeq, a predicted model, not a curated record